Messenger RNA from Ixodes scapularis (black-legged tick), 777 nucleotides. RefSeq lists its product as uncharacterized. The transcript is spliced from 7 exons. The annotation marks the transcript as partial. The record is from RefSeq and is a predicted model, not a curated record. Lineage: Eukaryota; Metazoa; Arthropoda; Arachnida; Ixodida; Ixodidae.
CGCGACGUGGAGACCCUGGACCUGCUGGUGCUCAAGCUCGAGGGCCUGGCGGGGACGCUGAGGGACGCCAUGCAUCUGUCGUCGUCGCAGAGCUCGCCGCAGAGCCCCGGCUCACCCGGAUGCCGCCGCGUCGAGACGGCGCCCUACUUCAUCCGCUUCCAGCUGCCCAUCGUCGCGCUGGUCCAGGUUCUGUGGGUGGGUAUGCUGGCCGCCUUCGAUAACGUGACUGGAGACCGUGCCAACAACAGCUACCUCUACCUGGUGGACUGCAUCAUGGUGUUCCUUCAGUUGGUCAACAUUCUGCACGUGGGGCUGGCAUCCUGGACGCUGACGCACCAGAUGCUCAAGUUCCGCGCUGCCAGCGGCUUCCUAAUGGCCCAGACAUACUUGUCCACGGUGCUGCUCUUCUCGGGAUUCUACCUCAUCAUCUAUAGACUUGACCCGUCCAGCUGGGAGCUGUCCGUGUCGGACCCGAUCACCAAAGGUGGCGCCUUCACGCAGCACGUCCGCAUGUUCUACCUCUCCGUGUCGUCGGCCACACUCUGCGGCGCGGCCAACAUCCAGCCGGUGUCCUGGUAUGCCACGAUCUUUCUCUGCGUUCAGAGCCUGGUGAACUUCGUGUACUUCGCAUCGAUCCUGGCCCAGACCAUCGGCCACUGCGGCUCGUCGGAGACGCUGCUCGAGCGCAGGGAGCGGCUGCAGUCCAUCUCCCGGAGGCUGUCCGGUCGCGCCGCCGCCGUCCGGUCCCCGGCCUCCCAUCGCGCCACCGUCUCCUGA